UUCGCUAUAGAAAGAGAGAGAGAGAGAGAAGGGAAAACCCUAGACCUCGCCGGAAGGGGGGUGGCGGUGGUGGCCGGAGCUCAUGGAGGACAGUGAUGAGAAGAAGUCUAGGAGAGGCGCAGGUCGUGUCUGCUCCAUCUGUAACGAGAGGAAGGCCGCCCUCAAACGGCCCAAAACCCUAGAGCAGAUUUGCAGGGAGUGCUUUUAUACUGUAUUUGAGGAUGAGAUACAUAGAACUAUUGUCGAUAACCAUUUGUUUAAGCCUGGAGAACGGGUUGCUAUCGGGGCUUCUGGAGGGAAAGAUUCAACUGUCCUAGCUUAUGUAUUAUCAGAACUCAAUAGGAGGCACAAUUAUGGGCUUGAUCUCUUCCUUUUGUCUGUCGAUGAAGGCAUUACUGGUUAUAGAGAUGAUUCACUUGAAACUGUCAAAAGAAAUGAAAUCCAGUAUGGAUUGCCACUAAAAAUAGUUUCAUACAAGACCAUGUAUGGCUGGACAAUGGAUGAAAUUGUGAAAGCAAUUGGCUUAAAAAAUAACUGUACCUUCUGUGGGGUUUUCCGCCGGCAGGCAUUAGAUCGAGGUGCUGCAGUUAUGAAAGCAGAGAAACUUGUUACUGGACAUAAUGCUGAUGAUAUGGCAGAAACCAUUCUCUUGAACAUAUUAAGGGGUGAUAUAGCAAGAUUGAGUAGAUGUACUUUUAUAACCACUGGUGAAGAUGGACCUAUUCCGAGGUGCAAGCCAUUCAAAUACACAUAUGAGAAGGAGAUUGUUAUGUAUGCAUAUUUUAAGAAGCUGGACUACUUCUCGACAGAAUGUAUUUAUUCUCCAAAUGCAUACCGAGGCUUUGCUCGGGAAUUUAUUAAAGAUUUGGAGAGGAUCAGACCAAGGGCCAUUCUAGAUAUCAUCAGAUCAGGAGAAAAUUUCAGGAUAUCUUCAUCAACAAAAAUGCCAGAGCAAGGAACAUGUGAACGAUGUGGUUAUAUUUCAAGCCAGAAGUUGUGUAAAGCGUGUGUAUUGCUCGACGGACUAAAUCGAGGUCUACCAAAACUAGGCAUUGGUCGGAGUAGAGGCCGGAACAAUGCAAAGGAUGAAGAACACAACAAAGCUUCAAGUUUUCAGAGCAAACCAUGUGGAGCUCUUGACAUUUAGAUAGUGUUUUUUGAUGCUUUUACUUUCAUUUUUACCGGCUUGUAACAAUAUAUAUAUAUAUCCUGAUAAUUUUUGUAUCAUAUUGAUUUUCAAUGGGGGUGUUGAAAAUUUUUUGGUC
Molecule: messenger RNA, 1265 nt
Organism: Dioscorea cayenensis subsp. rotundata (Guinea yam)
Lineage: Eukaryota; Viridiplantae; Streptophyta; Magnoliopsida; Dioscoreales; Dioscoreaceae
Product: cytoplasmic tRNA 2-thiolation protein 1-like
Biological process (GO): tRNA wobble position uridine thiolation
Cellular component (GO): cytosolic tRNA wobble base thiouridylase complex; mitochondrion
Molecular function (GO): tRNA binding
Source: RefSeq, a predicted model, not a curated record